Messenger RNA from Pistacia vera, 7164 nucleotides. RefSeq lists its product as uncharacterized. Bases 310 to 7029 code for a protein of 2239 amino acids. The transcript has 11 exons. Gene Ontology annotation, molecular function: ATP hydrolysis activity; ADP binding. The record is from RefSeq and is a predicted model, not a curated record. NCBI's taxonomy places the organism in Eukaryota, Viridiplantae, Streptophyta, Magnoliopsida, Sapindales, Anacardiaceae.
GUUGCAUCAAAAAUUGCAGAGUCAGCUUUUGAUACCAUUGGACAUCAUAUAUCUUAUUUGUUCAAGUACCAGAGCUAUAUCGAUGAUCUCAAGAAUCGAGUUGAGGAUCUGGGAAAUGCAAGAGAGAGGGUGGAACAUCAAGUUGAUGAAGCUAAAAAACGAGGGGAAGAGAUUGAACAGGAUGUAGAGCUAUGGCUUGAAAGAGUGAAUGAGUUCACUGAAGGGGUUGUAAAACCCAUAACUGGUGAUGAAGAUAAAGCAAAGAAUCGUUGUUUCAUAGGGUUGUGUCCUAAUUUGAUUCAGCGUUACAUGCUCGGCAAGAAGGCAGCGAAAGCGUUACCAGGUGGUACCGAUCUCUCAGGAAAGGGGAACUUCAGUAGUGUUUCCUACCGUCCUCCAAUACAGAGGACAGAAUCCGUUUAUACUAGAGGCUAUGAGGCCUUUGAUUCCAGGAUGCGAGUUUUGCAGGAAAUUAUGGAAGCAUUGAAGGAUUCUAAUGUUAACAUGGUUGGGGUGUAUGGGAUGGCUGGUGUGGGAAAAACUACAUUGGUGAAAAAAGUAGCUUGGCAAGCAGAGGAAGAUAAGCUAUUUGAUCAAGUGGUCAUGACUACAGUAACACAGACCCCAGACUUGAAGAACAUGCAAGAAGAAAUUGCUGAUCAAUUAGGCCUAAUAUUCCCUGAGCAAAGUGUAUCCGGAAGAUCUCUUCGAUUACGUGAUAGAUUGAAGAGGGAGAAGAGGAUUCUAGUAAUAUUAGAUGAUAUAUGGGCUAAAGUCGAUUUGGAUGUGGUGGGAAUUCCUUAUGGAGAUAUUCACGAGGGAAUUGGCCAGGAAAAAGAAGACUGGAGAGACAGAAAAGAUGAUGACAAACGAUACAAGAUAUUGCUUACAUCUAGAGAUCAAGACUUAUUACGUAAUCAUAUGAAUGUUCAAAAGAACUUCUUUGUUGAUCUUUUAUCUGAUAGAGAAGCAUGGAACUUGUUUCAGAAGAUUGUAGGUGAUUUCGCUGAAACCGCUGGAUUCCGACCUAUAGCAGAAGAUUUGGUUGGAAAAUGUUCAGGUUUGCCUAUUGCUAUUGAAACAGUUGCAAAGGCAUUGAAAAAUAAGAGUCUUCCAGUUUGGAAAGAUGCCUUGGGCCAAUUAAGAAGAUCUAAUCCUAGACCCAUUGAAGGAAUGGCUACGAGUGUGUACUCUAUUAUAGAACUGAGCUAUAAUUUUUUGCGAAGUGAGGAAAAAUCACUAUUACUUCUUUGUGGUCUAGUUAAUACAGGUAGUCAUAUACACAUUAGCUACUUACUAAGAUAUAGUAUGGGUUUGCGCUUAUUGCAAGAUGUUUAUACCUUGGAAGAUGGAAGAAAUAGAUUACAUAGUUUGAUCCAUGGUCUCAAAGCUUCGUCUUUGUUGUUGGAUGGUAUCACCAAUGAUACUGUUAAAAUGCAUGACAUCAUUCAUGCCGUUGUUGUAUCAAUUGCAUCCUCAGAUAAAUUUAUGUUUAAUAUUAAAAAUGUUGUUGAUUUGAAAGCAGUGCUAGAGGAAAAACCCAAAACUUCAAAUGCUAUAUCUUUGCACUAUGGAGAUAUUGGUGAUGAGCUUCCGCAAAGUUUGGAAUAUCCGAAACUCAAGUUUUUUCAUCUAUUCAGGGAAAAUCACUUUCUAGAAAUCCCAGACCUCUUAUUCCAAGGGAUGAAAGAACUCCAAGUUUUGGAUUUGACUGGAAUUUGUGCCUUGUCACUACCUUCUUCACUCCGCUGCCUGAAAAACCUUCAAACACUAUGUUUGAACGCCUGCCUACUAGAAGACAUAGCAAUAGUUGGAGAGCUAGAGAAGUUAGAAAUUCUUAGCCUGCUAAAUUCUGACAUAGAAAAGUUGCCCGGAGAAAUUGGACAAUUGACUCGGUUGAAGAUGCUAGAUUUGACCAGUUGUUCAAAACUGAAAGUAAUUGCACCAAAUGUCAUUUCAAGCCUUUCCCGAUUAGAAGAACUAUAUAUGAGCAAUAGUUUCCUUCAUUGGGAGAUUGAAGGAUUGAUCAACAAUCAAGAACGAAGCAAUGCCAGUCUUCUUGAGUUGAAGCAAUUGUCUCGCCUAACCACUCUAGAUAUAUAUGUUCAUGGCAUCCAGAUUAUACAAGAAGACUUGUUUUCAGAGAAGUUAAUAAGAUACAGAAUACUCAUAGGAGAUCAAUGGAAUUGGAGAUGGCACACUACUUAUGGUGAAACCUCCAGAAUGUUGAAAAUAAAGCUCGACAACAGCAUUUCCUUGAUCCAUCGAGUUAAAAUUUUGUUGAAGAAAACUGAAGAACUCCAUUUAGAAUUGAAUGGUGUUAAAAAUGCUAUUGAUGAACUUGAUGAGGGUGGUUUUGCACAAUUAAAGCAUCUUCAAGUACAAAAUGGUCAUGAGCUCUUAUAUGUUGUUAGCGUUGUUCCUAGCAAAACUGUCUUCCCAAGGUUAGAGUCAUUAUUUCUUCAUAAUUUGAUUAAAUUAGAGAAGAUAUGUGAUGGGGAACUCUAUGCGGAGUCUUUCAGCAAACUAAGAAUUUUGAAAGUUGAAAAAUGUGAUAGGUUGGAGCAUCUCUUCUCGUUCUCCGAGUAUAAAAAGUUUUCGCAGCUUCAAGAAAUUGAAGUCAUUGAUUGUAAGAACCUAAAGGAGAUUUUUGGUGAAGAAAGUGUAGACUUAGUGGUUGAAAACGCAAGGAAUAGUAAGCUUGAGUUCACUCCAUUGCGUUCCCUAGUACUACAAUGCCUACCACAAUUCAUAAGUUUUGGCAUGAAGGUUGUUUUGCCAAGAUUGGAGAACUUGACACUGUACUCAAUUAAAAUUGAGGAUAUAUGGCUUGGUCAACCUCAACUGAUGUCUUCUUUUCAAUACUUAAAAAUAUUAACUGUGGAGGAGUGUAAUGGUUUGAAAUUUCUGUUUUCAUCCUCCAUGGUCAAAAGUUUUAUGCAACUCCAAAAGCUUGUAAUAUGCAAAUGCAAGUCAAUGGAAGCAGUGAUAUUGGACUCAGAAGGAUUAGAAGUACAAGAUAAGAUAAUUGAUAUGAGUUUUCCUCCUAAAUUUGUACCAAACUUGCGUGUCUUCCAAAACUCACAGAUUUGCACCGGAAAUUCAGCUGAAUUUCCCACCUUGAAUGAACUUCACAUUGAGAGUUUCUCUAAUUUGAAGACGUUCUUCUCUGAUUUUUCUGGUGUAGACCUGUUAAGAGAAGAACCUGAGAGAGUGAGCUUGGAGGACUAUAUUAUUGAUGUAAAUCCCCUUUUGACAAAAAGGGUGGUUUUCGUAAAUUUGAGCAUCCGAAGCUCUGUGAAUUUCACUCUAAAAGAAAACUAUGGAAUGGUUGGUUUUCGUAAAUUUGAACAUCUGAAUCUCUGUGAAUUUCUCACCUUAAAAGAAAACAUAUGGAAUGGCAAAGUUCCAAUUGAUUUAUUCUGCAAUUUGAAGUCACUAGUGCUAGAUGGGCUUUUGAUUGCAACUAUUAUUCCAUCCAAUGUGUUAAGCUACUUCAAAAAUGUGGAAACGAUAGAGGUUGCUUUUCCAAGCUUGGAGAAGAUGAUACUCUUACACUUGGAUAAUUUGCAGCUGAUAUGGCACGACCAACUCCAUGGAGAUUCCUUUUCCAAACUAAAAGAAGUGAGAGUCGAAUUCUGUGAAAAAUUGAUGAAUAUUGUUCCUUCUAAUUCUACUCAAGGGCUUCUUCCCUUUCACAAUCUAGAAAGAUUAACUGUUAAGGAGUGUUGGAAUAUGAAAAGCUUGUUUCCAGUUUACAUAGCUGCUGGUCUUUUGCAACUUAAAGAGCUUGAGAUUACGGCUUGUGGGUUGAAGGAAAUUGUUGUUGCCAAGGAGGAAAUAGAUGGGACCCCUAGAUUUUGUUUUCCCCAAUUAACCUUCCUCAAACUUGCUAAGUUACCAGAACUCAAACAUUUUUACGUGGGGUUGCAUAAAAUUGAGUGGCCAAGGCUAGAACGGUUGCUGGUGUAUAAAUGUGAAAAGAUAAAAGUAUAUGCUUCAGAUGGAGAGAGCCAACCUGCCCUGUUUUCAUUUGAAAAGGUCAUACCCAACUUGGAAUGGUUGGGUUUAAAUGCCGAUAACAUUACAUCCAGAUGCCUGGAUCAUAUUCCGGCCAGGAGCUUUAGGAAACUCAAAUUUUUUGUGCUGGUUAACUGUGACAAUGAAUCAAUAGCAUUUUGGUUUGGUGUUCUUCAAAAACUGUACCACCUGGAAAAACUCUAUCUAGCUGAUAGUACUCUACAAGAACUUGAUUACCAAGUGGGCACAUUUCUUCAAAAUCUUCAAACUCUGAAAGUAGAGAGAUGUCAUCUUUUGAAAUAUUUAAUGCCAUCUUCAGUAAUUUCUUUCAAAAAUCUUAAGAGUUUGGAAGUAUUCAGUUGCAAUGGAUUAGCGAAGAUAUUAGCAUGCUCAACAGGAAGGGCUCUUGUCUAUCUUACAUCAAUCCGAAUAAGAGAAUGUAAGUUAGUGAAAGAGGUAAUAGCAAAUGAUGUAGACAACAUUGAUAAAGAGAUUGCUUUCAACCAAUUGAAAAUUUUGGAGCUUCAUUGUUUACCGAGUCUCACAAGCUUCUGCUCAGCCAAUUUCGAUUUCGAAUUCCCAUGCUUAGAACAAGUAAUUGUGAGUCAAUGUCCCAAUUUGAAGAUCUUUUCUCAAGGAGGCUUAAGCACACCAAAAUUAAACAGAGUACAACUCACAAAGAAGAUUGAUGAAGAAUAUUUGUGGAACGAUGAUCUUAAUUCCACCAUCCAUCACAUGUUUGCGAAUAUGGCUGGUUUUCGUAAAUUUGAACAUCUGAAUCUCUGUGAAUUUCUCACCUUAAAAGAAAACAUAUGGAAUGGCAAACUUCCAAUUGAUUUAUUCUGCAAUUUGAAGUCACUAGUGCUAGAUAGGCUUUCUGAUAUUGCAACUAUUAUUCCAUCCAAUGUGUUAAGCUACUUCAAAAAUGUGGAAUCGAUAGAGGUAAAAAGUUGUGAUUCACUGAAAAAAGUUUUUGAUAUGGGAGAGCAACUAGAUUAUGUUGCAGCAAAGAGAAGUCAUCCUGAAAUUUUGGACUUCAAAAAUCUGAAAUCAUUGAAAGUUGAUAGUUGCAACAACUUGAGAUAUAUAUUUACUGCAUCUUUAGUCUCGAGCCUCGUGCAACUCGAACAGAUAGAAAUAAAAAGUUGUGCUUUGGUUGAAGAAAUCAUUACAAAAGAAGGGGAAAAGGAGGCGAUCAUUGAUAAAAUUAAAAUCCCUUGGUUGAAGUCCAUUAAUCUUGAGUCUUUACCAAACUUGACAAGCUUCUAUUCUGGAAGUAAUAUUUUGGAAUGUCCUCCCUUGGAAAACAUCAUCAUAAAAGACUGUCAGAAUGUACAUUUGAAGGACUUCAGCCUCCAUCUUCCAUCCCUUUUCAGUGAAAAUGUUGUGUUUCCUACCAUGGACGACUUAACCUCAUCCUCAAUCAUCACCGAAUGGAUAUGGCAGAGCCAACUGCCAGCAACAUCUUCUUGCUUUGAAAAGUUAACAAUCUUGGUCAUCGAUGGCUUUGAUCAUUUAAAAUAUUUUUUCUCUUCUUCAAUGGUCAAAAGCCUUUUCGAAUUGAAGGAGCUUGAGAUAUCCAAUUGUAAGUUGAUAGAAGAAAUUAUAGUUGAAGAUGAAGAGAGGACGAGUACAAUGCUGUUUCCAAAAUUAUACCAGCUGAAGCUUAGAGAUCUUCCAAAACUCACAACAUUCUGCAGCUCCACUGGAAAUUUUGUUGAAUUGUCCUCCUUAUUCAGAUUGUGGAUUGACAAUUGUCCUGGUAUGAAAUCAUUUGUCUCCAUUUAUAAAUGGAAUGACAAGACAUCAACCAAGAAACUUGAAGAAACGAACUCAAAUGAGAACCUCCACGCUCACAUGCAAUCUCUUUUUGAUAAAAAGGUAAGACUCCCCUGUUUGGAGAGAUUGGUAAUCAGUCAUGCCGAUGAAGUGGAAAAAAUAUGGGAUGAUCAGGUUUCCUUGGAUUCCUUCUGCAAGCUUAAUCGUGUGUUUGUGUAUUUUUGCAAUAAAAUUUUAAAUAUUUUUCCAUCUAACAUGCUCGGGAGACACCAAGAACUAGAGAUGUUGGAAGUACAAAAUUGUGAUUCAGUUGAAGAGAUAUUUGAAGUGCUUGAGAAAAGAUCUGGCAUGGUGGAGGAAAUCGUUGCCAAUGAAGAAGCAGGUCAUAGAUUUGUGUUCUCCAACUUAACAAGGUUGUAUCUACAGAGGCUUCCAAGUCUCAAAAGUCUGUACCCCAACAUACAUAUUUCAGAAUGGCCGGUUUUAGAGGAGUUGAAGGUAUAUGGAUGUAACAAUGUGGAGACUUUAGCUUCAGAAUUUCUGAGCAUCAGAGAGACUCAUAGACAGAGUCAAAAUGAGACCCCAAAUAAAAAAUCACUGUUUCUUGUUUACAAGGAUGCAUUCCCUAGAUUGGAAGAACUUGAGUUAUGUGAGAUGCCCAGAUUGCUUCAUCUGUGGGGAGGAAAUCCUCAACCUAACAACGCUUUUCAAAAUCUGAAGACUCUAAAACUAUCAGAAUGUGGCAGUUUAGAUAAUUCAUGGUCAUCAUCGGUGUCUUUCCAAAAUUUGGUGACUUUGCAAGUAUCAAAGUGUGAUGGAUUGAGAUAUUUACUAAGCCUCUCAAAAGCUAAAACUCUGAAGUGGCUUGCAAGUAUGAAUAUAUCUGAGUGCAAAAUGAUGGAUCAAAUUAUAUCCAAUUUGGAAGGUGAAGUGGUGGGGGAUUCAACUGCUUUCAACAAUUUGAAUAAUUUGGAAAUUCAUUGUUUACCAAGCCUUACAAGCUUUUGUGGUGAAGAUAUUAGUCUUGAAUUCCAAUCAUUGAAAAAAGUAAUUGUCAAACAAUGCUUGAAGAUGGAGACUUUUUGUCUUGGAGUUUUAAGCACGCCAAAGCUACAAACGUUACAGUUGAUAGAAGGAGAGGAGGAAGUUGAAGAAUGUGGGGAAGGCAACCCUGAACUUAAUUCUGCCAUACAGCAAUUGUUCAAUAAAAGGAGUUCUGAGGAAGAUUAAGGCCAUUCUUCGAGUGCAAUGUGAUUGUUUAUAUUGCUUCAGAUAGACUGCAGCUCCAUUUUCCUGAAGAUGAAGAGGAUUUUUCAUUCUGCUAUCUUCAUUGAUGUUGUCUUGAAAUUUGGUUGAAUAGAUUAA